Prunus armeniaca (apricot) is the source of this 729-nucleotide messenger RNA. The record is from the annotation of a GenBank genome assembly. Lineage: Eukaryota; Viridiplantae; Streptophyta; Magnoliopsida; Rosales; Rosaceae.
AUGAUGGUGCCGAGAGAGAAAGGAGGUUCUCAACUUGAGUACAAUGACAAAGGAAUAGUCACCUUUGAAGUACACCAUGAAGAGAUAUAUGCUUAUGCAAAAGAGCUUGGGCAUCAUGAUCAAGUGGUUGUGACAAGGAUACAAAAUGUGACUUGGAGUGAGAGAGGUCCUAUCGCAAGAAACCUAACUGCUGAAUUUGAACAAUAUGGUUAUGGGGGUAUGUAUGAGGAGGAUGAAGAGGAUGAGGAGGAUGGCAUUGUUGUUGAUGAGGAGGAUGAGGUUGAUGAGGAGGAUGAGGGUGAUGAAGGUAUUGUUCCUGAGCCUAUACAUGUGGAGGAAACUGGUGAUGAAGGCACUAUUCCUAAUGGUACAAAUGUGGCUGAGGAUAGGCAUGAAGGAACUGUUCCUGAGGGUAUAAAUGUGGAUGAGGAAGAUGAUGAAGGUACUGUUCCGGAUGGUAUAAAUGUGGAGGAUGAGACUAUAUAUGAAGAGGGAGAGAAUGACAAAAGGGCUGAAAAUGAUAGUGAAGAUAGUGAAGACCCUGAAUUUUAUGAUAGUGCUUAUGACCAAAAUGAAGGAGAGAAAUCAGAUGAUAUGGCUAUAAGUGAUGUUAAUAGCUUGGAUAGUAGCUCAUGUGAUGAGGUUGAAUUGCCUAUGAGAAAAAAGGAAGAGGAAACUGCACAAGAAAGCAGUGAGAAACUACUCAGUGUUCAACAGAAGGAAGAUUAA